Molecule: messenger RNA, 545 nt
Organism: Bolinopsis microptera
Lineage: Eukaryota; Metazoa; Ctenophora; Tentaculata; Lobata; Bolinopsidae
Exons: 4
Coding region: 61-450 (129 amino acids)
Source: RefSeq, a predicted model, not a curated record
ACUCAGUAAUCGCCAGGGUUUCUUUGUUUCUCGUAACCAACAUGUUCCUAUUUUGUAGCUAUGAGCAAAACACCCCAGGAGGAGAUUGACGAUGAAUUGGGCGACUUGUUCGAUGAGAUAACGUUCACGCAGGACAGAUCGGCCAAAUCUAGGCUGCUAGAGUACUUUGUCUCCAACCCUUUCGUCACAGCAGGUAUGGGGGCGACGGUAUACUAUUUGAUAAAAGCUGGUAAACUGAUGGGAGUCGACCACAUGGGUUUCAACCAAGCCCUCAAAGGCCGUAUCUCAGCCCAGGCUGCUACAGUCGGAUUCAUUAUACUCGGCGCUUGGGGCCUCAAGCGGGAAAGUUACCUCCGCCAAAUCGAGAACGAAGUUAUAACUGAGAUACACAUAGCGGACUCAGUUUCGCCAAGUUCAGCACCAGAAUCUGCCAGUAACGAAACAGGAUGAACAUUGAAGUUUGAACACGAACCAUUCACGAGUGUAACAGACGUGUGACACACGGAUGUAACAGGCGAGGACAUUGUGUAACACACGAGGACAUU